This is a messenger RNA of Plasmodium falciparum 3D7, 2895 nucleotides long. RefSeq lists its product as uncharacterized. The record is from RefSeq and is a predicted model, not a curated record. NCBI's taxonomy places the organism in Eukaryota, Apicomplexa, Aconoidasida, Haemosporida, Plasmodiidae.
AUGUUAAAGAAAAAAUCAUGUGAAAGAAUAAUAAUAGAAAAGGAAAAAUAUUGGAGAAAAAUAUGGCUUUUAAUAUACACCUUAAUAAAUUUGAUAUUAAUUAAAUGUAAACUAUAUGGAAUAAAAUAUAAUGAGAAAAAUGUAUGCAAUUCUACUUUUAUAAGAAUUAGAUAUCAGAGGAUUUUGAUACAAACAGAAGAAUUGUCACCGACACAAGUGGACGUACUUAGGCAAACAUUAAUAAAAGAUUUAUCAGGUGGUAGGUCCAUAGUAGGACAAGAAAAUUUGUUAAGUAAUAAACUAGAUAACGAUCUUAUAACAAAAAAAUUGAUAGAAAGAGGAAUUUUAAAAAGUAACAUAACAGGAACGAAGGAAAUAAAAAAUGAAGGAGAAAAAAAGAAAGAAAAAGAGGAAGUUGUAGAAUAUGAAGAAAUUGAAGUUGAAGUGGAUGAAGAUGAAGAUGAAGAUGAAGAAGUGGAAUAUGUAGAAAUUGAAGUAGACGACGACGAAGAAAUAGAAUAUGAAAUAAUUGAAGUUGAGGUGGAUGAUGAUGAUGAUGAAGAUGUAGAAUAUGAAGUAAUUGAAAUUGAGGUGGAUGACGAUGAAGAAGUGGAACUACUUGAGGAUAAAGAAGAAAAAAUAGAAGAAGUAAAAGAAAAUAAGCAACUAAAAGUUGAAUCAUUGGAAAAAAAACCAUUAGAAAUUAAAACAACUCCAAAAUAUCCAUUCGUGACAGAUGAACAAAAGGAAAUAGAUCCAUUAAAAAAAAAUGAAAUAAAAUCUUACGAUCCUUUUAAAAGGGACACAAUUAAAGCGCAAGAUAAUUUAAAUGGAAACGAAAGAAAAGCAUAUGAUCCUUUUAAAAAGGAUAUGGUUAAACCAGAAGAUAAUUUAAGAAAGGAAGAAAGUAAAACAUAUGAUACUUUAAAAAGAAAUGUAACACAAAUGCAAGAUAAUUUAAAAAGGGAAGAAAGUAAAACAUAUGAUACUUUAAAAAGAAAUGUAACACAAAUGCAAGAUAAUUUAAAAAGGGAAGAAAGAAAACCAUAUGAUCCUUUAAAAAGAGAUGCAACACAAACGCAAGAUAAUUUAAGAAGGGAAGAAGGAAAACCAUAUGAUCCUUUAAAAAGAGAUGUAACAAAAGCGCAAGAUAAUUUAAAAAGUGAAGAAAUAAAAAUACAAGAUACAUUUAAGGCAGAUGCUAUAAAAACACAAGAUAUUUUAAAAAGUGAAGAAAUAAAAAUACGAGAUACAUUUAAAGCAGAUGCUAUAAAAACACAAGAUAAUUUAAAAAGUGAAGAAAUAAAAAUACAAGAUACAUUUAAAGCAGAUGCUAUAAAAACACAAGAUAUUUUAAAAAGAGAAGAAAUAAUAAUACAAGAUACAUUUAAAACAGAUGUUGUAAAAGCGCAAGGUAAUAUAAAAAGGGAAGAAAUAAUAAUACAAGAUGCUUUUAAAAAAGAUGAAAGGAAAUCUCAAAAUACGUCCAAAAUGGAUGAAAUAACAAUACAGGAUAAUUUAGGGAGAGAUAGAAUAAUAGUAAAGGAUACUUUUAAGAAAGAAGAAAUAAAAUCGCAAGAUCAUUUAAAAAGAGAAGAAAUAAAACAAAAGGAUAUAUUAAAAGAAAACGAAGUAAAAAAAAUAGAUCCUUUAAAAAAAGAGGAAGCCAAACCGACCGAUCUGCUAAAGAAAGAAGAAGCGAAACCGAAAGAUCCAUUAAAAAAAGAGGAAGUAAAACCAUCAGAUACUUUAAAGAAAGAAGUGAAACCAACAAAUACUUUAAAGAAAGAAGUGAAACCAACAAAUACUUUAAAGAAAGAAGAAGCCAAACCAACAGAUUUGUUAAAGGAAGAAAGGAAAACAAAAGAUACUUUAAAAAAAGUUGCAGAACAAAAGGGAGGUUUGACCACAUUAGAUAAAAUAAAAAUUAAUACAGUUAAAAAUAAAUUCAAAAUACGAAUACCUUAUAAAAAUUCAAAAGUUAUUGAAAGCAAAAUAAAUGAUAUUUUGAAUGCAGAAUAUGAAGAUGCAGAUGAAGAUUUAACAAAAAAAUAUAGAAUGAAAGAACUUAUGAGUUUAUAUUUUGAGGAUAUGGAUUACUUUCAUCAAAGUGAUAUAUAUAAAGUUAUUGAAAAAUAUAGUAAACAAAAAGAAUAUUCUUCUAUUAUGACACCUAUGUUUAAGGAUUUUAUGGAAACACAUCGCAUAAGUUCUAAAUUAAGUAAAACUAUUCUGGUAACACUUGGACUAAUUGUCAUCCUUACAAUAACCUUAGGAAUAGUAGGCAUUGCCGCUGGAUCUUCAAUAGCUACUUUUUCUACGGCUCUCUAUGUAAUGGUUGGAGUAUGUGCAUUUUUAUCAUUGUCAUUUCCAGGUUUAUUAUUUUCAAGGGCUAAAAGAACAAAAGCAUUUAUAGAAAAAUAUUUUAAAAUUAAAGGCAUAGAAUAUAACAACACGAAUGUUAAUAAUAUAAAUUCAUUUCAAGGGGUAGUAAAAAAUAUAUGGAAUAAAAAAAAUAGCACAAAGUUUAACUCAAAUGAAAAAACUGUAAAUGAGAAAUCGCACCAAAAAAAUAUAAGCGGAAAAACACUUCCAACAAACAUUACAAGUAAGGCACCACAGAAUAAUGUACAAAACAAACCACGACAGAAUAUACAAAACCAACAUGAAAAAAAUGUACAAAGUAAAGCACCUCAACAAAAUAUACAAAAUAGGGCACCACAAAAAAAUAAACAAAAUAAUACUCCUGUGCAAAAUACAAUAAGUAAAUCUCAAGUACAAAAUAGAGUAAAUAAAUCUCCAGUGCAAAAUGAUUAUUCAAAACAUAAUGGACGAGGUCCUAACCAAAUGAAUAGACCUAAUCCUAAUAGACAUGUAGCACAACCAUUAAGAUAA